AUGCUGAACCUCCUCCUACCGCUCACACUCAUUGCCGGGGUUUGUGCAAAGAAGUCUGGGUCCACCAUCGGUCCUGUCGCUGAUCUUCCCAUUGUCAACGCCAAAAUCGCUCCUGAUGGCUUCACUCGCUCCGCAGUUCUCCCGGGGGGUACAUUUCCAGGUCCUGUCAUUGUUGGUAAAAAGAAUGACGAGUUCAAAAUCAAUGUCAUCGACAAACUGUAUGAUACAACCAUGGUUAGGAGUACCUCAGUUCACUGGCACGGUUUAAGCCAGCACGGAAGCAACUGGGCAGAUGGCACCGCGUCCGUCACUCAAUGCCCUAUCACGCCCGGAGGCUCCUUCCAGCAUAUUUUUCAAGCGAAAGACCAAGCUGGGACGUUUUGGUAUCAUUCUCACUUCUCGACUCAGUACUGCGAUGGACUGAGGGGCGUGUUCGUUGUGUAUGACCCGGAUGACCCACACAAAUCACUCUACGAUGUUGACGAUGAGAGCACUAUCAUCACAUUGGCGGACUGGUACCGUAAGUCAACAAAAUACCCCCCCGCGCCUCAAUACGGUCCCAUCGCUCCUCCGGACUCGACUCUAAUCAAUGGACUCGGGAGGUACUUGAAUGGAACAGCCUCACCGCUCGCUGUAGUUAACGUUGAACACGGGAAGCGCUAUCGAUUCCGCCUUGUAUCCAUAUCUUGCGAACCCAACUACAUCUUCUCCAUUGAUGGACAUGACUUGACGGUAAUUGAAGUAGAUGGGCAAAACACCGUUCCGCUAGUCGUGAAUUCAAUUCAGAUAUACACAGGGCAACGCUAUUCGUUCGUUCUCAACGCAAACGCACAUACAGACUCGUCGAAUGGAGAUGGGAACUUCUGGAUUCGUGCACUCCCGAAUUUCGGCGUAUCUUUGACCUUUGACCAGAAGACCAACUUGGGUAUCCUUCGGUACAAGCAUGCAAAGAAAGUUGAUCCCACUACCACGCAGCAAGCGAACAAUGUCCCACUCAUUGAGUCGAAUCUUCAGCCAUUGAAAGAUCCCAAGGCGCCUGGAGGGGCAUCCAUCGACGGAGCAGAUGUCGACUACAACCUGGUUAUCGGAUUUGACCCUGUAAACUUAAAGUUCACUAUCAACGGAGCGCCUUACACACCGCCGAACGCACCGAUUCUGUUACAGAUUUUGAGUGGGAAAUCCAGUCCCGAACAACUUCUCCCGCCAGAGUCCAUCUAUUACGUCCCAGCAAACAAAACCAUCCAACUCGCUUUCCCUCUUGGGGCUGGCGGUGAUACUGGUGGACCGCACCCAAUGCACCUCCACGGCCACUCAUUCUCCGUCAUUCGUUCUGCCAACAGUAGCACCUACAAUUAUGACAAUCCUGUUAGGAGAGAUGUCGUCAAUACGGGAGUGACGGGAGAUAACGUUACCAUUCGGUUCUUCACUGAUGUUGGCCCACGAAGGACGGAUAACAGCGCAGGGGUUUGGUUUUUACAUUGUCAUAUUGAUCGACAUCUUGAUAUCGGUUUGGCGGUCGUAUUUGCAGAAGAUACCCGUGGUAUUGCUAAGAUUGAUCCUGCACCGCAAUCUUGGAAGGACCUGUGUCCGGCGUAUGAACGCGAGUUUGGACCAGGGGGAGAAGUGAUCCCGAAGGGUAAUGGGACUGCGCCCCCGGCCUGA
This is a messenger RNA of Marasmius oreades (fairy-ring Marasmius), 1662 nucleotides long. RefSeq lists its product as uncharacterized. Gene Ontology annotation, molecular function: oxidoreductase activity; copper ion binding. The record is from RefSeq and is a predicted model, not a curated record. Bases 1 to 1662 code for a protein of 553 amino acids. The transcript has 23 exons. NCBI's taxonomy places the organism in Eukaryota, Fungi, Basidiomycota, Agaricomycetes, Agaricales, Marasmiaceae.